GGAAACUGCAAACCCCUGCUAGGGUGUCCCUCUGUACCUUCUUCAAAUGAAGCUGUACAUUCAUUUUAUUCCUUCAAUAUCAAUUUUCAUGAUUUUUCUUUUUCUGCUUUAACAAGACACCGUACCUUCAUGCCCAUGUUACAGUUAUCAGUAGCUUUCACUCUAGCUUUUGAACCAUUCACACAGAGAGAGAGAGAGAGAGAGAGAGAGGGUGUCUGUCAUAUUCUGCUGACACAGAUUUGGUAACUGACUAAGAGGAUUCUCUCAAUAGAAAAGUUUGUUAGCCUUGUCUUCUAGACAUCCCCACAAGCACAGACACUGUUAAAAAUAGGUUGAGAUAAAAGGCCACACAGAGGCAAGUGUUAGGGGGAGAGAGAGAGAGAGAGAGAGAGAGAGAGAGAGAGGAAACAUGUCAGCUCUUGAAACAGCAUUGCAUUGGCUUAGGCCCCUUGUUGAGUCCAACACCUGGGACUACUGUGUUGUUUGGAAGCUUGGAAAUGACCCAUCAAGGUUCAUUCAAUGGGUUGGUUGUUGCUGUGCUGGUGCUUGUGCUUGUGGUGGUGAGCUUGUUAAUGUCAAAGAGGAAAGUGGAGAUCAGAAACACCACUUGUUUCCCCUUUGUAGGGAUUGCAAGAUCAAGCAUUCUGCUAAGACCAAGGCUUGUGAGAAACUUUCCCAUUUUCCUUCUUCCAUGGCUUUGUAUUCUGGGAUUCAUGGGGAGGUAGUAAUGUCAACAGAAGCAAGGUGGAUUAGAUGUGCCAAGGACUCCAAUUCAAGUGAUCACUUGCAUGUGGAAUCAACUGGAACUGAACUGUUGAUUCCCGUUGUUAAUGGUCUUAUCGAGCUCUUUAGCACAAAGCACAUCCCAAAAGAUGAAAAGAUAGUAGAUUUCAUUACUUCUCAGUUUAACAUCAAUAUUAAGCGAGAAAGCGUAACUGCACAGAGCUAUUCCACCACUUUGAACCUAAGCAAACAACCCCAUGAUCCACUGGUUGGUGAAUACUUUAACAGUUUUAUUCCUAGGCUCCCAUUUCUUUCCCUGGUAUCUCAACCCGCCACCUAUCCUUGCUUUGAAGGAUCAUCCACUGGUUCUAGUCCUUCAAACCAACACUCAUCGUUCUGUUCUGGUUCCGGUCAUGUGUCCCCAAAUGUGUCGGUGAAUGAAUCAAUCGAAAAAUACCCACCAUCCAAAAAGCAAGAGGAGUUGGGUAUUUUGGGGCAUGCCAAUCAUUUGGUUGAGAAAGAUAGUUUGAAAUCUAAGCAGAGGAUAGAAAGGGAACAAUACCAAUCAAAGAAUUUGGUUACAGAGCGAAAGAGGAGAAACCGGAUUAAAGAUGGGCUCUUUACUCUACGCUCUUUAGUCCCCAAGAUAUCCAAGAUGGAUAGAGCUUCAAUACUUGGAGAUGCAAUCGAGUACAUAGAGGAUUUGCAGAAGGCGGUGAAGAAACUUCAGGAUGAGCUCAGGGAGAUGGAAAAAGAGAAAUUUAACGAGGAAAGUGAUGAGUUGGAGAUGCCAAAAUUGAAUGCUAGCACUGAGCACAACCAAGAUCCGUCUACUGUUGAUGAAAAUGAACAAAUGGAGGAGCAAGUGGAAGUAAAGCAGAUUGGCAUGAGAAAUUUCUUGCUCAAGUUGUUGUGCAAGCGAAAGCAAGGAGGGUUUAGGGGGCUGAUAGAGGCUGUGAAUUCUUUAGGACUUCAAGUGAUUGAUGCCAAUGUCACCACAUUCAAUGGCAAGGUCUUGAACAUUCUGCAGUUGGAGGUAAACAAAUUGGGGGUUGAAGUUCAACAGAAGAGUUUGAGAGAUUCAUUGAUCAAGCUAACAGGUAACAACAAGACAUCUCAAGAAUACACCAUGGAGUGUCCAUAAAGAGAAGAAGUUGACACGAGUAUAAAAUGGAAUAGUUGAGAGGACAUGUGGCAUCCUCCUACUCAUUUGGAGGUUAUGAGAAGUUAUGAAAUGUGAAAAGAUGAUGGAGAAUAAAGUGGAGAACAUAGACCAUAAAUUGGAGGUUAAAGGAAGUUAUGAAGACAUGGAGGGAUAUGUGGCAUUAUGGGAAUGGAGAUGGAAGAGUGGGUAGUUUUAAGUGGUUAUUGGGUAGUUAUUGCUGGAAGUUUUUUUCCUACAAAUAUUUGUCUAUAAAUAGCUAGAAUUCAAAUCAAAGACAAUUGAUUUCAA
Camellia sinensis is the source of this 2176-nucleotide messenger RNA. NCBI's taxonomy places the organism in Eukaryota, Viridiplantae, Streptophyta, Magnoliopsida, Ericales, Theaceae. The record is from RefSeq and is a predicted model, not a curated record.